This is a messenger RNA of Ceratitis capitata (Mediterranean fruit fly), 5677 nucleotides long. RefSeq lists its product as uncharacterized. The transcript has a single exon. NCBI's taxonomy places the organism in Eukaryota, Metazoa, Arthropoda, Insecta, Diptera, Tephritidae. The record is from RefSeq and is a predicted model, not a curated record. Bases 250 to 5289 code for a protein of 1679 amino acids.
CGUGAGAACAACAAACAGAGUUGUGGAAAGCUCUAGGCAGCUAAAACCGUUGAAAGAAUAUAGUAAAUAAAUACGCUUGAAUGGGAUUAAAACAAGCUAAUAAACUUGGCAAAUUAUUAUAAAUUAAUUUCUGUUCGUUACGUACGCGCUAACGCUUUGAAUCGUUAAAAAGAAAAUAGCACGCUUUCGCACACCUUUUCCGUGUCGCGACCAUAACGAGCUCGUGUGUGAAUUAGUCGAAUAAGCAAAAUGACAACACGUCUAACGGUCCGCAAGCGCGAACGCUCAUCCUCAACAUGCGUGUUAAGAUUACUCGCACGCGUUGCGUACAUUCUAUUCGCUUGCGGAGCUUGCGUUAAUGCCAAGGUGUUCGAUCGUUGUGAAUUGGCGCAAGUAUUGCAUAAUAAACACCGUCUCGACUUGCAUGAGGUCGCGACAUGGACUUGCAUAGCGCAACAUUCGAGUGAUUUCAAUACGGAAGCUUACGCGGGCGGUUUGGCUGGCGGUUCGCAUGGACUUUUCCAGAUUAGUGAUGUAUACUGGUGUUCGCCGCCUGGUAAGGGCUUCGCCUGCAAUCUACCUUGUGAGCGUUUACGUGACGCUGAUUUGACAGACGAUUUAAGUUGUUUGCGCAUCAUUUACGAUGAACAUCAGCGGCUCUCCGGUGACGGUUACAAUGCAUGGAAUGCCUAUCAACAGUUCUGCCGCCAUGGCGUGGAGCAGUAUGUGCAGGACUGUUUCGGAGCAACUCAACACGUUAUAAAGCCGGCAGCGUCUCAAAAUUUUGGACACACCGCACCCUUCGACAACGCGCCAGCCCCUUACUACACGCCGAACUCAUUGUCCGUGCAUACGAACGCUAUAAGCAACAGUUACUCGACACAUAAACGCGGUAAGGUUUACGAACGUUGCGAGCUGGCGCAGGAACUAUACUACAAGCACAAAAUGCCAAUGGAACAGAUACCCACUUGGGUUUGUAUCGCGCAGCAUGAGUCUCGCUUCGAUACGGCGGCUGUGGGUCGCCUCAACGCAGAUGGCAGCGCUGAUCAUGGACUCUUUCAAAUAAGCGAUCUCUACUGGUGUUCGCACAAUCGUUAUAGUGGCGGCAAGGCAUGUGGUCUGCAAUGCACUAAGCUCCUGGACAAUGAUAUUACCGACGAUGUGCGUUGCAUCAAGCGCAUACACGGUGAGCAUACGCGUCUCUCUGGUGAUGGCUUCACUGCUUGGACGGUCUACAAUCGCAAUUGUCAAAAUCAACAGUAUUCACACGUAUCCGCAUGCUUCAAAGACCAACCCUACGAACAGUCAGUUAAGACAACACAAGUACACACUGCACACACACACACAUUCCCCUCAUAUCAAGCACCCCAAGGCGCGAUCCAAACACAAUACCAGGCAAAUCCUUUCCUAAACAAUCAUAUUGGCCCAGCACACAAACCUUCCGCAACAACACUACAACACCAACAACACAAAUACACAUCAUUCCCAAAUACUCACACACAGACACAGACACAAACACAAACACAAAAGCACAAGGGUAAAGUUUAUAAACGUUGUGAAUUAGCUCAAGAAUUGUAUUUUAAACACAAAUUUCCAAUGCAGGAUAUAGCUACGUGGGUGUGUAUCGCCCAACAUGAAUCUAACUACGACACAGCAGCAGUCGGACGUCUCAAUGGUGAUGGCAGCGCGGAUCACGGACUCUUUCAGAUCAGCGAUCUCUACUGGUGCUCACACGACAGCUUCGGCGGCAAAGCGUGCAACAUACCGUGUACGAAGUUGCUCGACUCCGAUAUAGGUGACGACGUUCAAUGUGUGCGAAUCAUAUACGAGGAGCAUACGCGUUUGUCGGGCGAUGGUUUCACGGCGUGGACAGUUUAUAACCGGAAUUGUCGCAAUAGGCGCCUGGAGGAAGUCGCUAACUGUUUUGAUAGCAACGAAAUAAGUAAGACGCAACAAUUUUUAACAACCACAACAACAACAACUCAGGUGAGCAGUCACAGCAAUAAUUACAACAGCAAAAACAACAGCAUAACAACUACCUCAACGGGGCUGGCGUUGCCAACGACAAAGGGUAAGAUUUACAAGGAAUGUGAACUGGCGCAAGAGCUCUACUACAAACACCACUUACCGCUCGCCGACAUAUCAACAUGGGUUUGCAUAGCUAAACAUGAAUCCCGCUACAACACAGCCGCUGUGGGUCGGCUAAAUGCGGACGGCAGUGCCGAUCAUGGACUCUUUCAAAUCAGCGAUCUCUAUUGGUGCGCACACGAUGCGUAUGGUGGUAAGGCCUGCAAUAUACCGUGUCACAAGCUACUCGACGCGGACAUCAGCGAUGACGUGCAAUGUAUACAAACUAUACACGCCGAGCAUACGCGUUUGUCGGGUGAUGGCUUUACCGCGUGGGUGGUUUACAAUCAACAUUGUCGCAAUCAACAAUGGGAACGCAUAGCGAGUUGCUUCCCAACGGAAUUGGAAACGCACAGAAUGCAACCAGCUGUAGCGGGUAACGUUGGAACAAGCGCGCACACAGAAGUCGUUACAAGCGUUGGUAAAGGUAAAAUUUACAAGAAAUGUGAACUCGCACAGGAGCUCUACUUCAAGCACAAAAUGCCAAUGCAGGAGGUACCCACUUGGGUGUGCAUAGCAGAGCAUGAGUCCAGCUUUAAUACGGCGGCUGUGGGCCGCUUGAAUGCAGAUGGCAGCGCCGAUCAUGGACUCUUUCAGAUCAGCGAUCUCUAUUGGUGCUCGCACGAAGUCGCCGGUGGUAAGGCAUGUCACAUCUCCUGCAAUAAACUGUUGGACAAUGACAUCACAGAUGAUGUACGCUGCGUAAAGACGAUUUAUGAAGAGCACACACGGCUAAGCGGUGACGGUUUUACAGCGUGGACGGUUUACAACCGAAACUGUCGCCACCAACAGCUGGAUCGUGUAAGCUCUUGCUUUGACGCCAAGGAACUGCAGCAGGCACAGAAAGCGAGCGGCAGUACACAACGUGAGCGCCCAAAUUAUAGUACUCAUGUUAAUAGCAUUAACCCAAUCACCACACCGCCGAAAAAGAUCAAACAUAAAGGCGAACUAAAUCAUCCCUUUGUCUAUAACCCCUUUUUGAACCAAUAUAGCGCAGUAAAAUUCGUGCCAACUACAGUAAUGCCUAAGAGAAUAACAACAACUGCCAAACCAAUCACAAAUUACGGUGUCACUACUAAUGCAGUUGCUUUUUCGAAGAGUGAUUUUCUAAGCAAUCCAUUCUUAAGUCAAUUCAUACCAACACAAAAGCACGUUGCUGUCACUAAACCAACGCCACAGUCUAUAACAAAUACUAACACAGGUUCCUUAGGGUCAAAUAUCGCCUCUUACGCCGCUAAUCCUUUUCUCAGCGCUUACCAACAAACUAAUACCAAAAAACACACCACAGCAGCACCAGUAACAGAGAAACCACAAAAACUUAAUUUGCAAUCCAAUCCAUUCCUCUCGCAAUACACUGGACCCUUAACAAGCUUAACACCAACCUCAACCCCCCAAACAUCAAGCAAUAAAGCUUCAAACACGCGCGAAAAUGUAAAACAACCGCAAUCACAGCAAAAACAAAGUUACCACACAAAUCCAUUCUUAUCUCAGUUUAUCGAUCAAUCAUCGGUUCUAACCUCAAUAACAAACAUCAAUCGAAAAGCAACGACAAACGCGCCAUACAGGUCACAAUCCCACGCGCAGUUUCAAAAUAAUCCUUUUCUACAAAAAAUUUCAGCGCCCACUAGAGAGCCACAACACACACGCCCAACACCGAGUAGCACAGAAAAAACGAAGCUUCACGUUUAUCCCACGAAACCCUAUGUGAAUAGUGAAAUAUUCCGCACAACACCAGUGAAAGCCCAUGGCGGAGCUACCACAACUCCAAAACCAGCGAGAACAACGCCAAUGCCGCAAACACAAACUACAAAACAAUACUAUGCCGCGUUGCUCACCACCACCACAACGACGAGGAAACCCACCACUUUGGCAACAGUUGUACGAAAACCCACAGCGAAUAGUGCAGUGGGCACCACUAAACGACCCGGCACCGCGAGUACUUGGAAUUGGCGUCAACCGCAACAACAGAUACUGCCCACAAAGAGUACUACAACACGAAAAACAACAAUCGCUACAAGGAAUCCCACAAGUACGACGCGUAAGCCGACAGGUACGACUCGCCAGCCGACAAGCACAAGCAGGAAAACCACCUUUAGCACAACUAGAGCGCCACAAACUACUCGUAGAUCGGGAAAUAUAGUGCAAAGCGCGCAAAAAACUGAAACAAUAAACACAACAAAGAAAUCGCUGACAACGAAAGUUCCAAAAACCACAAAAAAUCCCGGCUUGUACCAGGAAAAGAAAACAACUUGGAAUACCGUAACUUCAACGACGACGAGAAGAUCGCAAACAACGCAAACUACUGUUAACCAGAAAAUAAAAAAUGCAACAACAACUAAAAGGCCAGCUACCACACAGAAUAGCAGCUUUAAGAAGCCUACGACGACGACCACAACGACAAGAAGGCCAACAACGAAACAAAGUGUCACGAAAACUACCUCAAGAACGGCAAAUAGCCAAACUGCCAACAACAAAACCAACACCCCAACUACAACGCGCAGAACUACAACAACUGUAAGAAGGACUACUGCUGCUACAACCACUCGCCCCACACGUAAGGCAACAACACCUAUAACUGUCAAAACGCCAAUAACAAAAAAGACUUCAACAACAAGACGUCCAACGACAACUCCAACAAGUCUAAAUAAUUUUAGUACCACAAAAGUGCCAUAUACAGUUAAGAAAGUCACAACAACACCAACAACAUUUACACAAUACACAAGAACAAGUACGCUAAAACCGAAAAUCACAACAGCAAAAACAACAACCACUACCAAUCGCCCAAGCACUGCUGCUACAAGAAAACCGGCUGCGCAUGUAGCGAGUAACACAAGCUUCUCAACGAAUAUUUCGAAUAAAAAGUCCGACACUGGAUCAAAUAAAUCCACCUCAACAUCCGCGGUAAUCCCCACAACAAAUCCCUAUCGCGAUGAUCCAUUCAGCCAUCCAUUCUUUGCCAAAUACAAAUCACAAUUUGAAAUAUUCGCCACAACAACUACACGUAAACCAACGAGUACUACUCGCUAUCAGCUGCAAAGCCGUUUUGGCGACGAAAGCGAGUACUAUCAGCAGUUCCGCAACCACACAGCUGGCAAUGUGAAGACCGUCUAUGCUUAUGCAUUUGGUCAAAAUGGCACAGUGAGCGGAAAUUAUGGCAAAUAGAGGAUUGUUGAAGGUAGACAAAUCAAUGUAAAUCGCUGAAGGAUAAUACUCAAGACUCUGUCGUUCGUAAAGGAUAAUACUCAACCGAGGAGUUGCUCACACUCACAUACGUACUCGUACGAAUGCAAGCAACUCGAAAUGGAAUUCAAUGUAGCGUUAAGUGUUCAAUAUUCUAUACAUAAAUAUUUUGUGAUGCUGUCAAAAUGUGAUUUUUUUAUAACUGCACUAUGAAAAGAGGUUUUACAUACUCGUACACACAUACAUACGUACGUACGUGCUUGUUAUGCGUAUAUAAUGUAAAUUGUUGCUUAUAUUACCGCAAGUCUUGAAAUCAAAUGGAGCAGAUAGUUAAUCUAUUAUAAAUUUUUUAAAUAUUCUUUUACUUUUA